Messenger RNA from Paramormyrops kingsleyae, 2634 nucleotides. It is a transcript of the gene vwc2l, whose product is annotated as von Willebrand factor C domain containing 2 like. Gene Ontology annotation, cellular component: AMPA glutamate receptor complex. The record is from RefSeq and is a predicted model, not a curated record. Lineage: Eukaryota; Metazoa; Chordata; Actinopteri; Osteoglossiformes; Mormyridae. Gene Ontology annotation, molecular function: protein binding. Gene Ontology annotation, biological process: negative regulation of BMP signaling pathway.
GACCAUUAUCACUGUACCAUUAUGCGCGGUUAGGUGUCGUGCACUUCCUUGCAACAAUAAGUAAAUCUUUUAUCCUCCUGCAUACAAGCUAAGGGUUAUUAAUAUUCCGCAAUUUCAGAUUCAAUUGUUUACCUCGCAUCGCUUAACGAUAAUGCGAUGCAUCAAGCUUGGCUGCUCCAUACAGCGGUUCGGCUUCUCCAGAUAAUGAUGCGUCGCAUAAUCGCAUAGAAAGGCCGUGCGGCUCCUGGACGUGGCUGCUUUGAUGGCUCACUUCUUGUUCCGUCGUAAAGGGUCAGCCAUUUGGAAUAAAGCCCAGGCAGACCGCGGUUAUUAAUGACUGGGGGAGAUUUCACUUGCUCAAGGCUGCCGGAUUAACGAAGUUAGGCACAAGAGGAGAUGCGCACUUACGGUCAUCAUCACGCACCCAGUGACAAAUGGAAUUACCGCGGCCAAUGAUGGGUCUCGCCCCUGCGACCUGCGUCCUGCUGCUCGCCCUGAUCGCCGUCGUGUCACCGGCCUCCGUCAGCCCCGAGGAUUACCCAGCGGAUGAGGCCGAGAGGACGACCAACAAUGACAUCAUCUUCGACGACUACCGUGGGAAGGGCUGCGUGGACGACAGCGGCUUCGUAUACAAGCUGGGGGAGCGCUUCUUCCCGGGACACUCGAACUGCCCGUGCGUGUGCACCGAGGACGGGCCGGUGUGCGACCAGCCGGAGUGCCCUAAGAUACACCCCAAGUGCACCAAGGUGGAGCAUAACGGGUGCUGCCCAGAGUGCAAGGAAGUGAAAAACUUUUGCGAAUAUCGAGGAAAGACCUAUAAGGUCUUAGAGGAAUUUAAGCCCUCCCCCUGCGAGUGGUGCCGCUGUGAGCCAAAUAACGAGGUGCACUGUGUGGUGGCGGACUGUGCGGUUCCCGAGUGCGUCAACCCCGUGUACGAGCCGGAACAGUGCUGCCCUAUCUGCAAACACGGUUGUAUCCUUGCAAUGACAUCAGCUGGUGAUAUCUAUGGUACUAGACUCUCAUGAAACCUAAAAGUGUCCAGCACAGUGGAUGCAAGACAGCUAAUAGCCUUAAUGCUAUAUUUUGCUUAACUUCUGUAUCCUAGUUUGUUGUAUCUUGUCUACUAUCCUGUCUUAAAUAAUCAAAGUACUGCCAAACGAAGCAGCUGAAUGUGCUUAAUGCAGUAACGGUCUUUUACUCCUGAUAUAAGGCAGUAACGCGGUUAAUUACCCAUAUGAGAAAGACUCCUUCACAUGUUAGCGUCUUCAUUCAAAGCUUCUCAGUUUGUGGUCAUGUGAUCUAGUUCCCUCUAUAAUAACGUUACAUAUGUAGGAUAUACUUAAAUGCAAAUUUCCUUAUAGCAGAAAUUUCCUAUUGUGUUCACCUGCAUAUUUCAAUUACACACUUAAGUACCCUGUUAUUGUUAUUCCUUGUCAUGAAUAGUACGGCUUGCUAAAUUAGAGCCUUCACAAAGGCGGGCUCUUUAGAAUGUGCUGUUUCACACUUUAAUGGCUUUCACGCUGCACAGGGGACAUUUUUCUUAUUUGCUACGAAGUUACAGCACAGGCGAUGAUCAAAGAAGCAAAAGGACGGCCUUGUCACUUGGGUCUGACAUAGUCAUAAAUGACAGAGAGGUCACCAGUGGAAAUCCACAUGAACCCCUAGGGGGAGCUGAGUGUCACAGUCGCUGAUGGAAAUUCAGUCAUUCCUUAAUAUUAGAAGAUUAUUUCAGGUCAAGAGUGGAGAGUAUCGGGAGCUUCUCAUUGGUGGUCAGUGAGUUUCUCAGCUAAAUCUGAUUGGCUCCUGCACUGUUAAAAGGAACCAAACCCAUGAUGUUUUCCUGCCUUCACACAGCUGGUACUUCUACCUGAGCUGCACUGGCAAAACAAGAAACUUUUAACUCCUGUUUAUCUUUAAUGCCUAGUGCCUUUGCACACGCCAGUUUACUAGCUUUGAUAUCACCGUAAGAACCAUCCAUCUUCCAGCCUCUUAUCCAGUACAUGUCUUAGUGAGCUUGCAGCAUAUCCCAGGAAGAACAGGGCAGAGGAACACUCUGGACAGGAUGCCAGUCCGUCGCAGGGCACACACUCUGGACAGGAUGCCAGUCCGUCGCAGGGCACACACACUCUGGGCAGGAUGCCAGUCCGUCGCAGGGCACACACACUCUGGGCAGGAUGCCAGUCCGUCGCAGGGCACACACACUCUGGACAGGAUGCCAGUCCGUCGCAGGGCACGCACACGGGGAAAACAUGCAAACUAUACACACACAUGGGUGGGAGCUGAAUCCCAAACACUGAGGUGACAGUUCUGUUCUGAGUGACCUGCCAUCAGAAGAUGCCCCCCCCCCCCAAUUUAACUGUCAUUGAUGAUGCAUCAGGGAGUCUUUCUGGACAUAUUAGCACUUGAUGGAGUAUCUCAAGGACUUUAAUUUUGUUAUAUUGAUAGUAAUUUGUGGGAGGGGACUCACAGUCACUAUAAUGACUUAGCAGCCACAACACCUGCAGGUCAGACUAGGUACCCGACCUUAAGCAGGUUUGGGCCUGGCCAGUAUUUCAAUAGGAGACAAACUAGGAAAGCUGGGUUUCUGCUGGAAGAGGUGUUGGUGUGGCCAGCAGGGGGAGCCCAUCCUGUGGU